UCGCGGGAGGGGAAGUGUUGCGUCCUUGCUUGUUCGCGGCCAUGGCCCUGCUCCGAGGUGUAUUCAUUGUUGCUGCUAAGCGAACACCCUUUGGAGCGUAUGGAGGGCUUCUGAAAGACUUCACGGCGACCGACUUGACUGAAUUUGCUGCCAAGGCUGCUUUGUCCGCCGGCAAGGUCGCACCUGAGACCAUUGACAGUGUCAUUGUAGGCAAUGUCAUACAGAGUUCUUCAGAUGCUGCAUAUUUGGCCCGGCAUGUUGGUUUGCGUGUGGGAGUCCCAAAAGAGAUCCCAGCUCUGACUGUUAACAGACUCUGUGGCUCUGGUUUCCAGUCCAUUGUGAGUGGAUGUCAGGAAAUUUGUGUUAAAGAUGCUGACGUUGUCUUGUGUGGAGGAACUGAAAGCAUGAGCCAGUCUCCCUACUGUGUCAGAAACAUACGUUUUGGAACCAAGUUUGGAUUAGAUCUCAAGCUGGAAGAUACUUUGUGGUCAGGAUUAACAGAUGAGCAUGUCCGACUCCCCAUGGGAAUCACUGCAGAGAAUCUUGCUGCAAAACAUAAUAUAAGCAGAGAAGACUGUGACAAGUAUGCCCUGCGGUCACAGCAGAGGUGGAAGGCUGCUAAUGAUGCUGGCUACUUUAAUAACGAGAUGGUACCAAUUGAGGUGAAGAUGAAGAAGGGGAAACAGACAAUGCAGGUGGACGAGCAUGCUCGGCCCCAAACAACCCUGGAGCAGUUAAAUAAACUCCCCCCGGUAUUCAAGAAAGAAGGAACCGUGACCGCAGGGAACGCCUCGGGGGUAUCUGAUGGUGCUGGAGCUGUUAUCAUAGCUAGUGAAGACGCUGUUAAAAAACAUAACUUCACACCACUGGCAAGAAUUGUGGGCUAUUUUGUGUCUGGAUGUGAUCCUUCUAUCAUGGGUAUUGGUCCUGUCCCUGCCAUCAAUGGGGUACUGAAGAAAACAGGGCAAAGUCUUAAGGACAUGGAUUUGGUAGAGGUGAAUGAAGCUUUUGCUCCUCAAUACUUAGCAGUCGAGAAGAGUUUGGAUCUUGACCCAAGUAAAACCAAUGUGAAUGGUGGAGCCAUUGCUUUGGGUCAUCCCCUGGGAGGAUCUGGAACAAGAAUUAUGGCGCACCUGGUUCACGAAUUAAGGCGUCGGGGCGGGAAAUAUGCUGUUGGAUCAGCUUGCAUCGGAGGUGGCCAAGGCAUUGCCGUUAUCAUUGAGAGCAUGGCCUGAGGGGCAGGGGGCCCAGCGAGGCCCCCUCGUACUGUGCUGGCUCAGGCCGCAGCAGGGCAGGUGGCCUUCGGAGCAGCUGCGAAACCAGACGUGCCCUCUACCGCAAGUGGCUGAGUGUGAUUAAGGGAUAAUGAGGCAAAGAUGUAUUUCUACACAAAAAUCCAACUACAGAGGCCUUAAAAGAAAUUGUAUUCUCUUGCCACGUAAUUACCACGUAUGCCUUAGAUACUAUGAUUGCAAGAAAAAUGGAAUAAAUACUGCUUUAACUUCA
This is a messenger RNA of Odobenus rosmarus divergens (Pacific walrus), 1506 nucleotides long. It is a transcript of the gene ACAA2, whose product is annotated as acetyl-CoA acyltransferase 2. The transcript is spliced from 10 exons. Gene Ontology annotation, molecular function: acetyl-CoA C-acetyltransferase activity. The record is from RefSeq and is a predicted model, not a curated record. Lineage: Eukaryota; Metazoa; Chordata; Mammalia; Carnivora; Odobenidae. Gene Ontology annotation, biological process: fatty acid beta-oxidation. Bases 42 to 1235 code for a protein of 397 amino acids.